AUGAAGAUGACAUAAUGGCCAACUUUGGCGAGUUCCCAAAAAAUGAGAGUUUAAAAAAUGCAGUCAUUGAUUGGUUCUGGGAAGAAUUGAUAUUAAAAGGGGAAAUCGAUUGUGGCUUUUUGAGUAACAUGAUUAAAGGGAUAAGGGAGGAUGUUAAUUCCACUUCGGUUCUUAGUAUUGUAAGCAGUCCAAGUGCCGAAGAAUUGAGCCCAACACAAUCAACCUGUCCUUUAGUUGCAAAAGAUACGUUUAUUUUACAUCCCCGUGGAUACACAGCAACACCUUUGUUAAGUCACAUCAUUCCUGAUCAAGUACAAUUGACAUCGUUACAUAUGUCACCCAUGUCUAUGCAGUCACAAUCGAAACCUACAUCGCCGAUAUGCAAACAAUCUAACCAAUAUGAAUCACGAAAAAUAUUACCAAAAAUCGAAGCGAAACCUAAAGAAAUGUCUCAAGAAUACAUCCAAUACGAACGAGAACGUAGACGCAAUUACGCAAGAUUAUUACGAGAGAAAAAACGAGCCAGGGUAAAAGAGCUUGAAGAUAGAGCUGCUUUUCUCGAAAAAGAAAAUAAAC
This is a messenger RNA of Dentiscutata heterogama, 576 nucleotides long. Lineage: Eukaryota; Fungi; Glomeromycota; Glomeromycetes; Diversisporales; Gigasporaceae. The record is from the annotation of a GenBank genome assembly.